This is a messenger RNA of Miscanthus lutarioriparius, 231 nucleotides long. The record is from the annotation of a GenBank genome assembly. Lineage: Eukaryota; Viridiplantae; Streptophyta; Magnoliopsida; Poales; Poaceae.
AUGAGGGUGGCCGCCGACGACGACAGCAUCACGGCCACGGUGGUGUCCGUGCUGCUCACGGUUGCGUUCGUCGGCCUCUCCCUCCUCACCCUCGGGGUGAUCUACCUGUCGGUGCAGGACUUCUUGCAGAAGAGGGAAAAGGAGAAGUUUGAGAAGGAGGAGGCUGAGAGGCAGAAAGAGGAGGCGAGGAAGAAGAGGGCUAUGUCCAGGCAGAAGAGAAGAAAUUAUUGA